CCCUCACGAAGCGCGGGCCGCUGGGAACAUGGCCCUGGAGCAGCUCUGCUCGGUCCUCAAAGUGCUGUUAAUAACAAUACUUGUAGUAGAAGGGAUCGCUGUGGCCCAAAAGACUCAAGAUGGACAAAAUAUUGGAAUCAAGCAUAGUCCUCCAACUCAGUGUGGCAUUUGGGUUCGAACCAGCAAUGGAGGUCAUUUUGCUUCACCAAAUUAUCCCAACUCCUAUCCACCAAACAAGGAGUGCAUCUACAUCUUGGAAGCUGCUCCACGUCAAAGAAUAGAGUUGACCUUUGAUGAACAUUAUUAUAUAGAACCAUCAUUUGAAUGUCGAUUUGAUCACUUGGAAGUUCGAGAUGGGCCAUUUGGUUUCUCUCCUCUUAUAGAUCGUUACUGUGGCAUGAAAAGCCCUCCAUUAAUUAGGUCAACAGGGAGAUUCAUGUGGAUUAAAUUUAGUUCUGAUGAAGAACUUGAAGGACUGGGAUUUCGAGCAAAAUACUCAUUUAUUCCAGAUCCAGACUUUACUUACCUAGGAGGUAUUUUAAAUCCCAUCCCAGAUUGCCAGUUUGAGCUCUCGGGAGCUGAUGGAAUAGUGCGUUCUAGUCAGGUAGAACAAGAAGACAAAACAAAACCUGGCCAAGCAGUUGAUUGCAUAUGGACAAUUAAAGCAACUCCAAAAGCUAAGAUUUAUUUGAGGUUCCUAGACUACCAAAUGGAACACUCAAAUGAAUGCAAGAGAAACUUUGUUGCUGUCUAUGAUGGGAGCAGUGCCAUUGAGAAUCUGAAAGCCAAGUUCUGCAGUACUGUGGCCAAUGAUGUAACACUCAAAACAGGAGUUGGGGUUAUCCGCAUGUGGGCAGACGAAGGUAGUCGGCUUAGCAGGUUUCGAAUGCUUUUCACGUCCUUUAUAGAGCCUCCUUGCACAGGCAGCACUUUUUUCUGCCAUAGCAACAUGUGCAUCAACAAUUCCUUAGUGUGCAAUGGUGUUCAGAACUGCGCAUAUCCUUGGGAUGAAAAUCAUUGCAAAGAAAAGAAAAAAGCUGGGCUGUUUGAGCAAAUCACUAAAACUCAUGGAACAAUUAUUGGCGUAACAUCAGGGAUUGUCUUGGUUCUUCUCAUUAUUUCUAUUUUAGUGCAAGUGAAACAGCCCCGGAAAAAGGUCAUGGCUUGCAAAACUGCUUUCAAUAAAACUGGGUUCCAAGAAGUGUUUGAUCCUCCUCAUUAUGAGCUGUUUUCACUAAGGGACAAAGAGAUUUCUGCAGAUCUGGCAGACUUGUCAGAAGAACUGGACAACUACCAGAAGCUUCGGCGUUCCCCCACAUCCUCGCGGUGCAUUCACGACCAUCACUGCGGAUCACAAGCAUCCAGUGCCAAGCAAAGCAGGACCAACCUCAGUGCCAUGGAACUCCCCUUCCGAAAUGAUUUUGCACAACCACAGCCAAUGAAAACAUUUAAUAGCACCUUCAAAAAAAGUAGCUACACUUUCAAACAGGCACAUGAGUGUCCUGAACAGGCUCUAGAAGACAGAGUCAUGGAAGAGAUUCCCUGUGAAAUUUAUGUCCGUGGGCGAGAUGAUUCUGCACAAGCAUCCAUAUCCAUAGACUUUUAAUCCUCACUGAUGGUGGUAGAAAUCAGGAACUGUAGGUGUGCAGCCUAGAGCACCAGUUCUGUCUCAGCAGCCAACCCUGUUCUAGCAAAACUAGGAAGACCUUCAUUUACCAUUAAUGUAUUGUAAUGGUGACUUUAUCUCAGGCAGUCUAUAUGUGUUAUACCAACCAAGGACUCAGUGGGGAAAUUCACCAUCAUCUGUUGCUUGAUGUCAUAUGAACAGAGCACCACUAGUUAAUGAGCAGCUGAAGAGAGAGAGUGCUAAGUCGGGCUCGGGCUCAGGCUUAGGCUGUUGAAUGAGCUCUAUCAAGCACAGCUUUGAUCCCACAGUAAACUUCAAAAAUAAGCUUUUUUCCUUAUUCCUUUUGGUUUACUUUUCUCUUAAGUUGUUUUACAUGCCUAGAGUUUGCUACUUCUGUGUCCUAUCUAAGGCUAAAGGGUUAGUGUACCACUUACAU
Messenger RNA from Dipodomys spectabilis (banner-tailed kangaroo rat), 2063 nucleotides. It is a transcript of the gene Neto2, whose product is annotated as neuropilin and tolloid like 2. The transcript is spliced from 9 exons. Lineage: Eukaryota; Metazoa; Chordata; Mammalia; Rodentia; Heteromyidae. The coding region runs from base 29 to 1606 and encodes 525 amino acids. Gene Ontology annotation, molecular function: protein binding. The record is from RefSeq and is a predicted model, not a curated record.